Molecule: messenger RNA, 1218 nt
Organism: Perognathus longimembris pacificus (Pacific pocket mouse)
Lineage: Eukaryota; Metazoa; Chordata; Mammalia; Rodentia; Heteromyidae
Gene: Serpini2
Product: serpin family I member 2
Exons: 8
Coding region: 1-1218 (405 amino acids)
Biological process (GO): negative regulation of endopeptidase activity
Molecular function (GO): serine-type endopeptidase inhibitor activity
Source: RefSeq, a predicted model, not a curated record
AUGGAUAAGAUCUUGUGGUACGGCUUCCUGUUGAUUUCUUCUGGAAGUGGAGCUUCAAGAACCUGGGCUCAAGAAAACGCGGAGUUCGCAGUGGAUCUUUAUCAGGCAAUUUGCUUAUCUCAGGAGAACAACAUUGUGUUUUCCCCUCUUGGAGCAACUGUCCUUCUCGGAAUGGUGCAACUGGGAGCAAAAGGAAAAGCACAGCAACAGAUAAGACAAGCUUUAAAGCUUCCAGAAACCUCAAUUGGAGAAGAAUUUUCUGCACUGAAGUCAUUUUUCUCUGCCAGCUCAGAGAAAAAACAAGAAUUUACAUUUAAUCUUGCCAGUGCCCUCUACCUUCAAGAAGGAUUCUCUGUGAAGGAACAAUAUCUCCAUGGCAACAAGGAGUUUUUUCAGAGCUCUACAGAACUGGUGGAUUUUCUGGAUGCAAUGGUUUGUGCAGAGACAAUAAAUGCCUGGGUAGAAAGCAAAACAGAUGGAAAAAUUAAAAAUAUGUUUUCAAAGGAAGAUUUUGGCCCUCUGACACGCCUUGUCCUGGUGAAUGCUAUUUAUUUCAAAGGGGAAUGGAAACAUAAAUUCAGAAAGGAAAACACACAACUGAUGGAGUUUACUAAGAAAGAUGGUUCAACCGUCAAAAUUCCAAUGAUGAUGGCUCAGUCGAAGACAAAAUAUGGCUACUUUUCCGAAUCCUCCAUGAAAUAUGAGGUUUUGGAAUUGCCUUAUAAAGGUGAUGACUUUAGUUUAAUCAUUGUUCUUCCUGCAAAAGAUGUCAGCAUGGAGGAAGUAGAAAAACGAAUUACUGCUCAUCAAAUCCUGAAAUGGUCCUCUGAGAUGCAAGAGGAGGAAGUAGAAAUGGCCCUUCCAAGAUUUAACAUAGAACAAAAAUUAGACUUCAAGGAAGCUUUGUAUUUUUUGAAUGUGACUGAGAUGUUUAGUGGUGGUUGUGACCUUUCUGGCAUAACAGAUUCAUCUGAAGUGUAUGUUUCCAAAGUCAUGCAAAAAAUUUUCUUGGAGAUAAAUGAAGAUGGUAGUGAAGCUGUGACAUCAACAGGCAUGCACCUCCCAGUGAUCAUGAGUCUGACACAAGCUCGAUUUAUAGCAAAUCAUCCAUUUCUGUUUAUUGUGAAGAAUAACCCAACAGAAUCAAUUUUGUUUAUGGGGAGAGUGACAAAUCCCGACAUACAAGCAACCAAGGGAAGAGAUUUAGAUUCACUGUGA